AAAACAUUCUUGUGCAAUGCGCUCGGCUUUACCCAACUUAUUUUUGUAAAAAAUAUAUAUAUGGACCAAUGGGAGUUGAAAAUCCGGCGCACGUAAGCAAGCGGGAGAGGACGCACAACUCAGAAACACAGUCCCAUAAGGAGAACGAUAAUAGUUUGGAUUAAUUUCUUGAUAGCCGGGAGGUACUUUUCUAGAUGAGAAGCAAACGGCUCCACCUAUUUAUUCCCCCUCAUCCACCAGCUGAGCUCCCAAACUGAAAGCGAGCCAUCCUUUCCACGUGACCUUCCGCAUCUUCUCGCCACGCCCCCCUUUUCGAACGCCCGGAGAAGUCAGCCUCCUUGUAGCCGUGGAAACGCAUUCAGGGUGUAACGCCGCACGGCCAAUGGGAAGCGGCGGACGCCGAGAGAGGCAGCCAAUGAGCGCAGCCUGGUGCGAGUUUUAAACUUGCGGCGGUAGGUGGGGCGGCCGUCGGACUCGUGCGCAGCAGGAAUCGGCCGCUGGGAGUUUGCUGGGAGCGGAGGCGACUGGUUCGGAUUAACAUCUCGUGUUGCGCGGAUCGAGUCUGGAUCAUGGCUUUGCGGGUCACCCGGGUAGGAAAGGGGCUUUUGGAGGGGGAGAAUUUUUUUUGUUUUUCAGGCUUCCUGCUGCGCCCUCUUUUUUGCAAGAGGUGGCAAACUUAAGGCUGCAGUCCUAUGCAGGCGUAUAAAUGGGGCUUACUCCCGAGGAAACGUGCAUAAGCUUCUGUUUCACAGGAAGUAAGGGGCGGUGGUGCUAGUAACUGCUAAUUGCCAUAUGAAAAAUUGAAUUAUACUGCUGUGUCGAGUUUUUUCUGCCUACCAGAAUUAGUAAAUCGGUUCCCAGACCCAUAUUUUUUUUUGCGGGGGGGGGGGCGUUGGGCGUUGCCCUGGCUUGUUGAGUUUUACCAGUUGUGAAUUGGCUAAGGCUUCUGCUUAAUUAGUACUGUGCCUCAUCAAAAUUGAUAGGAGGAGGGCUUUAAGCUAGGGAAGCUUGUAAGGUUCAGAACUCUUAUUCCUACCCAUCCUCGCUUUAUCAUAAAGCUGUGCAAAUGCUUCCUUGUGUUUGUGAAACAGAAAGGUACUUAAACGGGUUCUUCCUCCUUCCUGCAGAACACAAAGAUCAAUGCAGAGAACAAAAUCAAGGCUGUAAUGGCAACCAAGCGGGGAGGCGAUGGUGCCAGACCCGGCUUGAGGCCUAGGACUGCCUUGGGGGACAUUGGCAACAAGGCAUGUGAAGCAAAAGCCAAGGCUGUAAUGAAAAAGGUAAGUGUCUCCUUCCCUUCCCCCUUCCAAGUAGAGCUUAACAUUGGGAACUAUCAGGGCUACUGCAAUGAUUCCUCCCUCUACCCACUUCUAUUCCCUCGCCCAGGAAAUACUGAAACCUGCCAUUUUGGACAAAGUUACAACUCAAAAAGUCACAAGACCUACUGAACAGCCAAAUGAAUCUGUGAAAGAAGAAAAGCCCAUCCUUGAACCCGUUAAGGUAUCAAAUGACUUGCAAAUGAUAGCCCUAGCUUUAUGGUUGGGUGGGGCAUGGGGGUGAAGGAUUCUGAAUAACAUUUUUGCUAUAUAUGUUGUACAUAUAUGCUAUAUAAGUAUGUGUUGUCUCUUGAUAUUGAAACAGCUAUUUUUGAGCAUUCAUUAGCUACCCUUAGCAAUAAUUGGCAGUCUGCAUACUGAGGCUUGGGUUUUAGCCCCUGGGUGGGCUACAUUGUCCAACUUAAGGCUGUCUGAAUGGCAACCAGCUUUCUUCCAGAGCUUGCAAAGUGUGUGCCCAGUGGCCUCCAAAAUACCACUGGGUAUUUCCUGCUGCCAGAUUAAUACUGAUUUUCUCCCCCUAGAUGCAGAAACUUGAGACAAACCAUGUCUAUUACACUGGGCUUUUGAAUCUUUAACUGCAAUCCCUUUGGUUGCAAGUCCAAUACUCCUUAAGUGCAAGUCCACACUUAAGGUGGAUAUUUGAAUCCUUCUACCUUGGCACUUGUCUCUGAUGUGUCUGUUCUUCCUGCAGCCUGUGUAUGGACCAUUGAAUCCCUUUAUGCUUCUAUGCCCAUUAGCAUCAUGAUUACACCUGCGUCAGUAACACGCAAGUAGCUUUGCAUCCCAUGCAAUGCCCUUGUACAAACUAUUGUUCAGGAGUCUGAAUAUUGAUUAGGAGUCUGGCAUUUCACUUCUGGUCAGCAUUCGUGGGCCAUAUGGGCAGAGCAACAAAUGAGAAAUUUACCUUUGCACCAUAGCGUGACUUACACACACACACCCCUCCCCAGACAACAGGCAAAAUAGUUCUAGGACACAUUCCAGCUUGACAAAAACACUUGAGCAAAUCAGGGCCUUUAAGACGUGUGAUCUGGAGAGAUUCUAAAGACCAAUAGGCCACAUUUGGCCUCUAGGCCAAGAGAUUCCCCUAACUCUGACAAGGAUGCAGCAGAGACUUGCAGUUGACUUAUAACUGGGCUAUUAUACAGAGACCACAUAUACCUUUUACCUACCAAUCUAUAGAGAGGUCAGAGGACUCAUGAUGCAGCCACCUUGCUGAAGCUAAACAGGUCUAAGUCCUGAAUUAGAAGCCCAGUUGCAGUCCCAUGUAUGCUGCCAUGAGUUCCACAACCCAAGGAGACAUGUAGUGUUGUAGCUCAGAUACUAAUAAGUGUAAACCUCUCUUCAACAGUUGGAGUCUCCAUCCCCCAGCCCAAUGGAGACUUCUGGUUGUGCACCAGCAGAGGAAAUACUGUGCCAGGCCUUUUCAGAUGUUCUGCUUGAAGUGAAAGACAUUGAUACAGAUGAUGCUUCAGAUCCAAACCUUUGCAGCGAAUAUGUGAAGGAUAUCUACAACUACCUGAGAGAUCUUGAGGUUGGUUCAAGUAGCUAAGGCAUGCCUGAUAUGCCUCUAGAAAUUGAGGUUACGUCCAAAUCUAAGUUAACUAGGAAAUGUCACUACUUAAGUUUGUGCACAGCAGGUGCCCCCCCCCCCAAUGAAAGCAGCAGCUAGAGUCUUGCUCUUUGUGUGCCCUUGCUGUGCUUGCAAAAUAUCAAUGGAAUCCAAACUCAGUUUAUAAAACUGGGGGCAAGGAACUUGCUAGUUCAAAAGCAAUGAAUGGUGGCGACACGUCAGCUUCAGCUGCAACAAGGCUUCCUUUCUUUCGUUUGUGCGGGUAAACAUGAUUUGACAUCUGUUGUUUUCUUCACAGGCUCAGCAGUCAGUGAGACCAAACUACUUGGCAGGCCAGGAAAUUACUGGGAACAUGCGGGCAGUCCUAAUUGACUGGCUUGUGCAGGUCCAGAUGAAAUUCAAACUCCUGCAAGAGACUAUGUACAUGACUGUUGCCAUUAUUGAUCGCUUUAUGCAGGUAAGAGCAGCAUGGCAACACUUUUCUUUUUUGGCCUGUUUGCAGCUGUCUUUCCUUAAGAAUCUGCAGGGACACUGAAGGCAGAGGGGCUUAGCUGCAUUGGAUGGAGGCCAUACAUUGCAUCACAAUGUUUCCCACGCCCGUGUAUGAAUUUGAUCAUACAUGGAACAAUGCACUUUCCUUUUAGAUUGAAAGCUGCAUGCUUGGUAGAUGCACAUACUACACAGCUCUCCCAGGGUAGCUAGACUGGUGAUGGCUUAUCAGUUCAGGAAGCUGACCAUUGAACUUGCAGUGGAACAAGUGCACAAAUAUUCCUUGCUGAAGAGUGUGUCCGCUUUGGGAGUAAGCGGUCUUCCCCAAUAUUGUUAUUGGCCAGUUUGGCUAACAGUUGUUUCUAUUGCAGAACAACAAAGUUCAUAAGAGGAUGCUGCAGCUGGUUGGUGUAACAGCCAUGUUCGUUGCCAGCAAAUACGAAGAAAUGUACCCUCCAGAAAUCGGCGACUUUGCCUUUGUGACAGAUAACACCUACACCAACGUACAGAUUAGGCAAAUGGAGAUGAAGAUCCUGAGAUCACUGGACUUCAAUCUUGGUCGUCCUCUUCCACUGCAUUUCCUACGGAGGGCAUCAAAAAUUGGAGAGGUAAUGCUGUUUAAGGGGAUGCCAAUCUCACUAGGUCACAGUAUGACACUCCUGAGUCAAAUAUGUGUGUAGGAAGAUCAAACUUGGAAUCCUAAAAUGUCUCCUUUUGGCGUGAGGAGGUAUAUUCAGUAUCCUACCAGUAGGUCAGUCUUUUCCAACCUGGUUCCUUCCAAGUGGGUGAGUCCCAUUGACUGCAGCCAGCAUGUCUAUUGGGAGUUGGGCCAAAACAACUGAAAGACAAACUUUGGGGAAAGCAGAAGUAGGCUAUCACUACUUUUAUGAGCAUUUGUGGUUCAAAAUGGAGCCUGGCAAAUUUAAAAUUGGCCAUGGAGUUGGAUUGUUUUGUCCUGAAAAAGCUGUAAAAAGCUCAACAUCUUGCUUUGUCUUAACUGUGUGUAGCUGUGAAGGCACAACCUUUUGAUUCAGUUCUUCAGAUAGGGAGAAAUGUAAUGCAAGGCACAGUCUUCCUUGUUGAUCUUCAGGGUUCGUUGGCGAUAAACACUAUCUUACCCUAACUAUUCCAGGCCGAUGUACAGCAACACACACUUGCAAAAUACCUGAUGGAGCUCUCACUGGUGGAUUAUGACAUGGCACACUACCCUCCCUCUCAAAUUGCUGCUGCGGCCUUUUGCCUAUCUACUAAAAUACUUGAAGAGGGAGAAUGGGUAAGUAACUGAGCCCAGACAUAGCCUUAAAUUUGUAAGGUAAAAGACUUUGCUUUUCACCGCCACUAAAUACCAGAAAUGACUUUGGGUAUUUGUUUCCAUGACUUUCAUUCCCAUGUGUGAGCUAGAAUUGCUAGAGCAGAGUGGCUUGGAGAAUCAGCUGUGACCCUGGAAGAUCUGCCUCAAAACUUGCCUCUGCUACAAAGCCUCUAGGUAGCCUUAAGCACGCUGUUAUGUGUGCCAGGGUCCCUAGAUCAAGUGCAGAGGAGGUUCAUGGGGCAUUCCGAGCUUUUCCAUGAUGUACAAGUGUUACUCAGAAGGAUUUCUAACGCUUAACUUCUUGCUCUUAGACAACAGCUCUACAACACUACAUGCAAUAUACCGAGACUGAUCUUAUUCCUGUUAUGCAGCAUAUGGCAAAGAAUGUGAUGUUGGUAAACAGAGGCAAUGCAAAGCAUCUGGUAAGCAAAAACCAUACCACUGUGCGUCUGGUUACAUGUAAAUCCUAACUUGCUACUAAACGAGGUUUAUAGCUAAGUCAGUAUGAUUAAGCACAGGUGUGCUUUGGUUAUGCUAAUAUGUAGUGAUAUAGUUGGCUCUACAAUGGUGCAAAAAUUAUGUUAACUAUUGAUCAAUCUCUCCGCAGACCGUCAAGAACAAAUAUGCCACCAGCAAGCAUGCCAAGAUCAGCACCCUUCCAGCACUGAACUCUGCAGUCAUAAAGGAUCUGGCUAAACCAUUCUCGAAAUAAACCUAAUUUAACUGUUGGACAAAGUUGACACCGUGUGUUGCUACUUAAGUGUGUGUAUAUUAUAAAUAUAGUGGUUAUAAAAGUUUUAAUAAACUUCUUUUUUACUU
This is a messenger RNA of Podarcis lilfordi (Lilford's wall lizard), 5527 nucleotides long. Lineage: Eukaryota; Metazoa; Chordata; Lepidosauria; Squamata; Lacertidae. The record is from the annotation of a GenBank genome assembly.